Molecule: messenger RNA, 1864 nt
Organism: Coffea arabica (coffee)
Lineage: Eukaryota; Viridiplantae; Streptophyta; Magnoliopsida; Gentianales; Rubiaceae
Biological process (GO): lipid homeostasis
Cellular component (GO): membrane; endoplasmic reticulum
Source: RefSeq, a predicted model, not a curated record
UUUUUUUCUAAUCGCCCCCACUAAAUGACUCCAACUCUCAUAUCACGGCUCUCAAUUCUCUUUCAUGAAUCAUACAUAAUUCAUUGCAGUGGUUGGGAAUUGGGAGAUUUCCAUACGACAAACCAAAAGGCAGUAAACCCAUUUGUUUCUUCAUCAAAACAACAAAACAAAUCUCUUUCAUUGAUUUGAUUGCACCCCACGUUUCUUCACGGGUUGAUUAGGCCAGGCUCCAUCCCCAGCUCAUGCCCUUUUCAUUGCUUUAAAUUCUUUUUGGCUUUUCUACUAUCCGUCUUGCAUUCCUUAGGCCCUGAAAGAAUAAACCAGUUGGCAUUAUCAAUUAACUUCAUUUUGGAGUGGAAUGUGACGCAUUUCUGCUAAUUCUUGGAAUCUGCUAAAAGGGUUCUCUCUAGUUUUCUGAAUCUGGGUGGCUAUCAUAUAUUCUGGUGAUUAUCAUCAUGUUCUAGUCAAAGAUCAACAACUCUAUCAUUUUGAUUAGUGUAAUGGCAAUUUCAAAGAAGACCUCCAUGACAUUGAAGUCUUAUCAAAAUGAGGCUGAGCUGCUGGUGAAGAACUAUUUAUUGUCGGACCCUGUUAUCCCAUACUCGUCAGUCCUUGGUGGCAUACUUGCUUUCAAAGUGCUCUAUGAUCUUGUUCAGUUGAUCAGCACUUUUUACUUCAGGAGCUACAACAGCCUUACAAAAAUCCAGCGGAUUGAAUGGAAUAACCGUGGUGUCUCUACUCUUCAUGCUGUUUUUAUUUCUUUCAUGUCCUUGUACUUUGUAUUUUGGUCUGAUCUGUUCUUGGAUGAACAUCAUCCUGGCCUCAUUACACUCCGAAGCUCGCCUUUAUCAACUUUCACUUUAGGAGUAUCUGUUGGUUAUUUUUUAGCAGACCUUGGCAUGAUUUGUUGGCUAUAUCCUUCUUUGGGUGGACUUGAGUAUAUUGUCCAUCACAGUCUUUCAGGAGUUGCUGUAGCAUAUUCUGUCUUUACUGGGGAGGGGCAGCUUUAUACAUUCAUGGUCCUCAUAUCAGAAAUGACUACCCCAGAAAUCAACAUGAGAUGGCAUCUUGAUAUUUCUGGAUUGAAGAGGUCCAAUGCCUACCUAAUUAACGGUGUCUUUAUUUUUUUUGGCUGGCUGAUGGCAAGGAUUUUGUUGUUUGUUUACAUGUUUCACCAUGUUUACAUUCACUAUAGUCAGGUCAUCCAGAUGCAUUCAGUUGGUUAUUUUCUAGUAUUUGUCGUGCCUUGCGCUCUUUCUAUCAUGAAUUUGAUGUGGUUUGGUAAAAUUAUCAAGGGGCUCGUAAAAAUGUUAGCAAAGAAGCAGUGAGGAACAGUAAUACUCUGAUUUCUUCUAUUACCACGGUCAAAUUUUUUCCUCGAGUUCCUACUUGUACAAAUCUAUAGGAGAAUGCCCGCAGAAUAUAGGGAGAGAGAGUCGAAUGAGCCUAACAAGAAGCUAGAAGAAACAUCGAAGCACAACAGUAUUGCAGACUCAUGCAUGCUAGGAUGUUGUUAUGUGGAUGGUGAACCAAUGAGUCCUGGGAACUCUAAUGCACAGCACUAAUCUUGUAAGCUUAGCUGGUUUAGGUAACUGCAGUUCAUGUACUGGACCAGAGGAGGGAAACUUUUUCAAUGGAAAAGUUCGAUGCAAGAGAAGGAAUAUAGUGAGAUAGCUUUCUUGUUCUUGUUUUUUGUCUGUAUAUCUUUAUUCUUCGGUUAAUAUCUUAAAAUCAUGGAAGCAGGAGCCUCUGGUUCUUUCAUAUCUUCUGCUAUUUCAUUUCAUUUUUGCUCUUUCUUACGCCCGCCCUAGGCACAGACUGUGUACUAAUUGAUGGUGUUGAACAUCGUUUACUCUCAUCUAUA